AUGAAUUAAAAUAAAGAGAAUGAAUAUGUAUCAGAUGUAUAAAGUUAUUUCACCAGUAAAUGCAUGACUUCUAGUAGAAGUACUUCAUUACAUGAGGAAAAUACAAUGAAAUUUAGUAGAAACAAGAAUAUAUUUGAAUAAAAAUAACAGGAAAAUGAAAAAGUAUAACUACUAUUUAAAAUAUUUAGGAAUUAAAAAAGAGAUGGUCAGAUAUAGCUAAAGAUUGGUAAAGAAAUAAAAGAGAUGUUAAAGUAUUCUAAUUAGCUGAAUUUGGUAUUCCAAUAAGUGCAAGAAAAUAAGUAUGGCCACUUAUUGUUGGAAAUAAGCUAUAAAUUACAAAAGAACUUUAUAAUAUUUUACAAAUUUAAAGCAAAACUUUUAAACUAGAUUAAAGAAAAUCUCUAGGAAGAUUAUCAUCAUUUAAUCAUAUUAAAUAGGAUUUAGGAAGAACCUUUAAAAAUGAAAGUAAAAAUGUUAUUUUCAUUAUUUUCAGGUUUACAAAAGAUUUUUCAUCCAGGAGGACCUCUUAGUGAAAAUUUGUAAACUAUUCUUGAAGUAUUUUGUCUAUAUAGACCUGAUAUUGGUUAUGUGUAAGGCAUGACUUAUAUUGGAUCAAUAUUAUUAACAUAUUUUGAUGAUUAUUAGGCAUUUAUUAUAUUGAGUAGUUUAAUAACACAUCCUUAAUUAAUUUCAAUAUUUAUGCUUGAUGAACACAAUCUCUAAAUUAUUUUCUAAUAAUUUGAAAAACUUAUUAAACUCAAUAUACCAUAAGUCUAUAAACUAUUUAAAUAACAUAAUAUAAAUUGUACAAAUUAUUUGCUUGAUUGGAUUUUAACAUUAUUUGCAAAACCCUUGAAUCCAGAUAUUGUAGGAAGAAUUUGGGAUAGAAUGCUUUUUAAUGGAACACAUAUACUUUGGAAAUGUGGAAUUGCAAUAUUGAAGAUAUUAUAUCCUAAAUUCAAGGAUUAAGAGAAAACACUUUAGAGUUUGAAAAAUCCUGAAAUAAAAGAUGAAGAAUUGUUACAAGAAAUGAAGAAUGUUAUUUAUCCCUUUGAAAUUUAGGAGGUUUUAGGUAAUAUUGAAUUAUGA
Molecule: messenger RNA, 1089 nt
Organism: Paramecium sonneborni
Lineage: Eukaryota; Ciliophora; Oligohymenophorea; Peniculida; Parameciidae
Source: the annotation of a GenBank genome assembly